Acanthopagrus latus (yellowfin seabream) is the source of this 7081-nucleotide messenger RNA. Its product is annotated as trafficking kinesin-binding protein 1-like. Gene Ontology annotation, cellular component: dendrite. The record is from RefSeq and is a predicted model, not a curated record. NCBI's taxonomy places the organism in Eukaryota, Metazoa, Chordata, Actinopteri, Spariformes, Sparidae. Gene Ontology annotation, molecular function: GABA receptor binding. Bases 1074 to 4136 code for a protein of 1020 amino acids. The transcript is spliced from 17 exons. Gene Ontology annotation, biological process: endosome to lysosome transport; anterograde axonal transport of mitochondrion; neurogenesis.
UUUCCAACAAGCGAUUCAGUCAGCACCGCUCAGGAAAAAAAAGAGAAGCUGCUGAAGUUCUGUGAACAGGCUCAGGACUGACUGAAUUCUUCUUUCCGGUUCUUCAUAUUCUGACACCGGUGUCGUGUUGAAGUCUGUUCCCCUGUCAGAUAGUGGUUUAUGUGGCGGUGCAGGGAACAGGGUUUAGGGUUAGGCGUAGCAGAGACAACUGGUUGGGGGGUGAGGGCACGGUCGGGGUCAGGUUAAGCAUCUCGGAAACCUACUUGUUGCGUUUGGGAUUAAAGUUUAGGUUGGGGUUGAGGUUAAGGUAAGGGGGAACCAAUAUCGACGGGGAAACAACACUUCUUCACGGCUGCAUCGUCGCGUUUUGGCUCAACCGUUAAACGUCGGUGAGCAGAGUCACGCUGCGUGAACCGGCGGUCGUCUUUGGCUAGUCGCCCAACAGAGAGAACUGGGCUUGUUUCUGCCUCCCCAGAGAAGUCCAAGCUGUCUGCUCAUAGGUUUGCAGUGAAAAAAAAACCCAUAACAGCACCAAUCCAAUAAUGCACUCAAGACAAAUCUAAUUUGGUUUUGCCUGAUUUCUGUUUUGGCGAGUCCAAGUUUUAUCCAUGGCUGUUUUAAAUCGGUAACCUCUCAGCGCCAAGCUGGACCCGAAGACCUUGCCUCCCCACGCCUGCUCCUCUGCCCCAUCCCCGAAACAGUUUCAAGAACAUACAUCUCGGCUCUACGACCCAGGGCUCCGACUAGUCAGCAAGGAACAGGAGGAAGAGGAGGAGUAUGUCUGUGAAGGAAGUCUGUCAGCUGCACUGCAGGAGUUCACAGCCACCUACAGAGAUGCAGAGACCAUUACUGAUGUGUGUAACAGUACUGAUUUGCCGGAGCUUGAGAUCAUCAGCUUAUUGGAGGAACAGCUGCCCGUCUACAAGCUGAGGGCCGACACCAUCUUUGCCUACGAGCAAGAUGAUUGGCUGCACACCCCACUGGUGGAACCCGAUGCCGCCCUCGACCUGACCACUGAACAGAUAGAGGAGACUCUCAAGUACUUCUUACUGUGUGCUGACAGGGUGGGCCAGAUGACGAAGACCUACAGUGACAUUGAUGCCGUCACUCGACUACUUGAAGAGAAAGAGCGUGACCUGGAGUUAGCAGCUCGCAUCGGACAGUCGCUGCUGAAGAAAAACAAAACCCUCAGUGAGAGGAAUGAACUGCUGGAGGAGCAAGUAGAGCACAUACGAGAGGAGGUUUCUCAGCUGCGCCAUGAUUUGUCCAUGAAAGAUGAACUGUUACAGUUCUAUACCAGCGCUGCUGAGGAGAGUGAGGGGGAGUCGACCACCUCCACUCCUGUGCGUCCCGCUGAAACCAGUGUAUCAACGCCGACUUUUUUCCCCUUGGAUUCCUUACAGAAGAAACUCAAAGAUCUUGAGGAAGAAAACAAAUCGUUACGAUUUGAGGCAAGUCAUUUGGAGACAGAAACUAUCUCCUAUGAGGAAAAAGAGCAGCAGCUUGUCAAUGACUGUGUCAAAGAACUACGUAAUUCCAACUUGCAGAUCUCCUCUCUGGCUGAAGAGCUGGCCAGAAAAAGCGACGAUGCCUCCAGACAGCAGGAGGAGAUCACACACCUCCUCUCACAGAUAGUAGACCUCCAGAAGAAGGCCAAGCUGUAUGCUGUGGAGAAUGAGGAGCUGACACAGCACUUGGGUGCAGCCAAGGACGCCCAGCGACAACUUACUGCUGAGCUGAGAGAGUUACAGGACAAGUACGCAGAGUGCAUGGAAAUGCUUCAUGAGGCCCAGGAGGAGCUCAAGAACCUGAGAAAUAAAACCCUACCACUCGGCACAUCGAGGCGUUUCCAUUCUCUGGGUCUGUUCCCGAUGGACUCUCUGGCAGCAGAAAUAGAGGGCACCAUGAGGAAGGAACUGCAGAUGGAUGAUCCUGACGUAGAGGAGCAGAGACUACAACCAAAGCGAGUGUUCCAGACAGUGAAAAACCUGAACCUGAUGCGUCAGCGUUCAUCGCUCGCCCCCUCCCCCCUCAACAUCCCAGGCUCCAACCAGACAUCAUGCUUCACCUCAGGUCGCUCCAGCAGGGUGGGCACGCCACGCUGCAACUCCAUAUAUGGUAGCGAGAAAGGAAGUGGGAUCAUCCUGGACAACAGGACCGGCAGUAUAAUGGAGAGUCCAGAUGAUGGGUUGGAAGACUCAAACAGGCGCCCCCCUGGUACCCCAGGAACCCCGGGCAGCAGGGACCUGGAGGCAGCCCUGCGGCGUCUGUCCCUCCGCCGCGACAACUACCUCUCAGAAAAACGCUUCUUCGAGGAGGAGAGGGAGAGGAAGCUGGCUUACCUGGCCAAAGAGGAUGAAAAGGGAGGCGAGGGGAGUAGCGGAGGCCCAGGGACGCCGACGGAGAGCCUGCUGUCGCUGUGUUCGCAUCCCUCCCUUGGAAGCAUCUGGUCGGGGUACUCAUUCACAGCCAGAUCGUACCUGCCGGAGAAGCUGCAAAUUGUAAAGCCGCUAGAAGGCUCUGCUACCCUCCAUGCUUGGCAGCAGCUGGCUCAACCCCAUAUGGGCGCUCUGCUGGAUCAUCGGCCCGGUGUGGUCACAAAGGGCUUCCGCACUUUAGCGCAUGAGGAACAGGAAGACGGCUGGCAGCUGGACCAGCCGGAGGAGGAUGAACUUUCAUGUGACUCAUUCACUGGCCUGUCAGGAGAGAGCCCUGCUCCCAUGGAUUUGCCUUGCUCUACCUCUUCUCCCUCUGUCUGCUGCAACAAGAUCGGAGACAUCGAUGACAACAGCCAGUCGGAAACACUGCUAGGAGAAAUGUGCAUGGCUAGAGAAGGGAUUCAAGUUAAAGAUGGACAUGUCGCAAACAUGCCCUUUUCCUUUUCCACACCCUCCCCUUCUGCCUCUCCUCUCCCCUCAUCUUCAGAGAUGAAUGGGCACGUGGACCUCAAGGAGCUCCAGGCCUUACAGGCCGCCGCAGUGGACCGCAAGCCUGUUAUUUUCCCGGGGAAGUGUAUGUCCCACACAAGCUCUACAUACACCUUCACCACCUGUAGGAUCCUCCACCCCUCUGAUCAGCUGACCUCUGUGUCCCCAAGCUCUGCUCUAGCUUCAUGUCAGAGCAGCGCUUACAUCGGCAGCCAUACCCCCAUUUCCUCUCCUAUACCCUUCUCUUCCCCACCUACACCUUCCUACACUCCCAGCUGCACCCCGCGCCGCCUGUCCCUUUCACUUUCACUAGCAGAGUCCUCCACCAAUCUUAGGGACUCCACCAAGACCACCAGUACCUCUCUAGGCCUGGUGCGCCUGCUGCUAGAGCAUGGGAUUUCUGCCUCAGUGUAUGACCCACACAGCUGGGACCGAGGGUUGGAUGCCAGUGGAGCUUCAACACCUGUAGCGCAGAGGAUCAACGAAAUGCCGACAGAGACCGAACCCUUGCGACUGAGGAAACGCCCGGACACCCUCCUCCUCCAGCCCUCCACCCCGCCCAAUUCGCCUCGUUCCAAAUCGUCCGUCUCUUCCAGCACCCGUCCUGUCUUUCAGUUCAGCCCCUCCGACGAAGACCCGCCAUUUUAUGACACCUUCCUCGCCUCUAAGCCAGCUCGUACCAUCCUAAGGGAAGUGCUGGGGGAGGCAGAGAGGGAGCGAGCGGGGCAAACAGAUAACGACAGCCAAACAGAGAUGCUGAAGCUGCGGCUUGUGGACAAACUAAAAUGUUUCCGCACCCUACCCCCUCAUGCCGCCUCUGUUUCAACUGGGAGUACUCUACUAGCCCCCUUUGGAUCUACCGGACUGGGAAACAGUACACUUGGUGGGGGCCUGCCAGGCUUGAACGCAGGGCUGAGGAGGAAUCGAAGCUAUCCUGCCAUGGUAGGAGCCAGUAUGGCCAUGAAGGACCCAGGGGGGCCCCCCAGCACAGAGAUACUCAUACCGCAUACGAUGCAACAUGCAGCAUACACACAGGAAACAGGCAAAAUGCAAACAAAUAACACACUGGUCACAAAGUCCAUACACAUACCACAGACUCUACAUGCACUGGAAACAGUCACACCACACACAAUAGUACAGAGACACACCAGGCCAAACAGCGGACAGCAUGAUUCAACAAGCGAUGACCAACAUGACACUGGGACAUAAUGGAGGAUAUUAUGACACAUGAUGAUAUACAACACACAUACACAUUUAUUGACAGAACCAAAUACCCCAUCAUAAUAACUAUACAGACAUCCUUCAGCUGUGGAGUACAGACAGUCCAGUCCAGACUUCAGCUGAUUUUAUUUAGAUAAUCAUAAGUUUGAUCAACAGAAGUAAAUGAAAUGGAUUAAAACCAGAAGUGGCUGAUGCUGUUACACUGUGUUAUACCCACAUACUGUCACACCAGACUAAUGAUGAUGAUGAUGGAGUAUGUUGCCUUCCUCAGUGUCCAUCAUAACUAUAUUGUAUAUGAUGUAUAUGCAAUAUACUGCGUCAUACGUAGUGUGAUAUCAAAAGGCCCAAUCUGGUGAAAGUACUGCAUAGAUUUCCCACAAUCCUCUUUUGGACUCAUUUUGCUCCUCAGCUUGAAUGAAGAAAGGCAAUGCAUUGAUUUCAAAUGUACUGUAUUGGCCCGAAUAUAAGACUUUUUUAUUCACAUUAUGUAUGAAGGAAAAAUGGGGUUCAUUUAUUUCAGAACUACACAGUUACACAUUCGCUACAGCAGAUGUUGCUUUAAAGGUGCAGUAUGUAAGAAUUGACAACCAGUAGAGGGAAGGACAUCACCCAAGUAUCUAUUAUCUGUUGCUUGCUGUAGCAGCUGUUAGCUAGUUAGCUCAGUUAGCCAUGCAGUUAGUGGUCUAUGCGAUGAGAUUGUAGCACAGGGGAAUAUUGAUGCUUACACCUUUGGAAUGGGAGGAUCUUGGGCUAGCUGGUUAGCAUUGCUAACUUCCAUAGUCAGUACUGUUAUUUCUUUACAUUCUGUUGAUAAAGUUUUGAAUGAUAAAAAUUCUUACAUAUUGCACAUUUUGUGUACGAAGUGCUGUGUACGAGCUGACAGGGUCAAGGUCAGAGGGACUAAAACCAAGACAAAAAAAAAUCUCUUCCACUGUAAAGGUACAGCCAUAGUAAAGGUGGCUGCUAGUUCUGAUCGAGGCAGGCUGAUUACCAGAGCCUUUAUUUAGCAAAAAAUUGACCCAUACUAUAUUUUUAUUUAGAAAUACAAUCUCAAAAUACAACGUGCUAAAUGUGUCUGCCUUGCUUCAUUCAAAGUGCAAAACACUGUGCUCUUAUAUUCAGGCCGCUACAGUAUUCUUAAACCCUUACUCCUUUGUAUCUGCAUCGUAUUGCACUGAAGUUAAAUGGAAGUUAUGAUGUUGGCAUUAGAGAUUUUUUUUCCACCAGCAGCUGUCUUUUUCCCCCCAUCUCUUUGUGUGUCAUCUGCAUUUACAAAAAUAAUCCAGAUUGGGGCUUAAAUGUGUUAUCCUGUUGUGACUUACUGUUCUUAUGUGCCUAAAAACAGCUUACAUACUGUAUCUCAUUGGAAUAUAGUUUGUUGAAUUACUUUAUUAUUUAGAUGCAGUGGAGAGUAAAUCUGAAUAAUUGCACAAAUUCAUGUAUUUGCAUCUGAACCUGCUGAGGGUCCCCACACUUGCUCAUUUGCGUCUAUGUCUUUGUUUUAAUCUCUCAAUAAGCCCCCUUCAUUUAUAAUCUACAUGUAGCACGUAAACAGGUCCAGCUACACAGACACCUGUUAAAUCACUGUGACCAGAAUACAAGAGGCAGACCUGCAGAAAACGAUGUAAUUUGAUUCUAUUGUGUAUGAGGCAUGACAUCCCAAUUUAACAAAAUGUAACAUCAGAAGCAGAGUCUGCCAUCCUGAGCUGUCACUCAAAACCAAAGUUACAUCCUAGUAAAGAGUGGUUGGGACCACAACAACACCUACACCUAUUGAAGCAAGACGACUGUCAGCAAUGGCCAAUGUAAACCUGGAUCGUGCAUACAUACUGUCACCAUAUAAUUACUUUAUAUGAAAUCAAGUGUGUGGCUGAAAUAAAUAGCAAUAUAAGGCAUUAUGAAACAUGUAUGUUUUCUGAAUGUAAAUGUCAAAGAUCAGAAUGUUGAAUUUUAAGAGACUGAGCUUUCAUCACAGUUUGUUGCUGGAGGGACGUUUUUAGUAUCACUGACCCAGUUCCAGUGUCCAUUCUCUGGAAACACCCAUGGGACGUGUUGUACAGUCUCCAUAUAUACAUAAUACAUGACUUUACUGGCAACAGAAACACGUUAUGUCUUUGUGAAGUGAUUGUCCCUACAACAUUUCAAUUAAUGUCUGAAGGUAGACGUUGGGACUGGGCCACUGACUGCUGUUCUGACUGAAAGUGAAUGAAAAGAAAUGGCUGGCUCUGUUGCUGGCAGUGAUCUGAUGAAAUCCUUAAUGAUUAAGGGGCUAAACUUGCAAAUGUUACUGAGUGAGAGAUUAAUAAUCAUUAAAUAUAUUUAUUGAAUACUUGUGAUUAUUAGAAGCACGCUUAUAACUGACUGUCCAUUGUACGUUUGAGUGUAGAUUGUAUUUACUUUGAAUCAUUUUUUCAUUAUUAUGAUUACUGAUAAACAUUUAUCUGGUUUCAUAGAAACAUUUCCAUUUUAAAACCAUUAAUUCAUAACAGUUGGAGAUUUUGGAGGAAAAAAAUCAGUCAGCGAUUUGCAGUAUUUCUGAACCAUAACAAGUGCUGAGACCGAAGGGAGUGGUGUGUGUGCUUGCGUGUGUGUGCCUGUUUAUGUGUGUUACCUGAAUUAUCUGAAUGUAAGUUAUUACAAACAGUAAUCCUGCUGUAGGGCCAUAUAUUUGUGUACAGUAUGUUGAUUUAUCUUCAUCAGUUUGUGUUAAACUCAGACGGAGUGCUAUUAUUACAUUGUAAAUGUAUACAACACACGGUCAUGCUAACUUUUUUUUAAAGCAAAAAACUGUAACAGUAGAAGACAAAAACAGGGAAUUAAGUUGUUUAUUUUUAGUAAAGGGGGAAAGAAACCUUUCUGUUCAGGGACUGAAGUGUUCUAUUCUACAGAACGGGCUGUACUGUCAAUAAAAAAUGAAUACAUAAAUACAUAAA